This is a messenger RNA of Larimichthys crocea (large yellow croaker), 1414 nucleotides long. RefSeq names its product GTP cyclohydrolase 1-like. Gene Ontology annotation, biological process: tetrahydrobiopterin biosynthetic process; tetrahydrofolate biosynthetic process. Gene Ontology annotation, molecular function: zinc ion binding; GTP binding; GTP cyclohydrolase I activity. Bases 223 to 675 code for a protein of 150 amino acids. The record is from RefSeq and is a predicted model, not a curated record. Gene Ontology annotation, cellular component: cytoplasm. The transcript has 6 exons. Lineage: Eukaryota; Metazoa; Chordata; Actinopteri; Sciaenidae.
AUACCACUGGGCCUGUUUCAUUGCAUCCUGCAGCAUCUUGAAAGUAGAGCUAAGAGCCAGAAUGGAGUAUCACCAUGCUUCAGAGAUGAACGGAGCGGUUGAAGACUACCUGAAAAUGUCCAAACACAAUGGUUGGUGCAGAGAUGAGAAGGAGUCCAAGAAUGCUGCAGAUGAGGACAAGCUGCCUCACAUUGAGAAAGCCUAUACCACACUCUCAUAGCCAUGCAGUUCCUCACUAAAGGUUACAAAGAAACUGUCCAUGAUAUCUUGAACGAAGCCAUCUUUGAUGAAAACCAUGAAGAGAUGGUGAUUGUCAAGGACAUUGAUUUGUUCUCUCUCUGUGAACAUCACCUGGUGCCCUUCUUUGGCAAGGCUCAUAUAGCAUACCUCCCAAACAAGAAAGUUGUUGGACUUAGCAAGCUUGCAAGAAUUGUUGAGAUCUACAGCAGGCGGCUUCAAGUUCAGGAGCGUCUAACCAAACAGAUUGCUUCAGCCAUCUCUGAGGCGCUGGAGGCCUCUGGAGUGGCAGUGGUGAUUGAGGCCGUCCACAUGUGUAUGGUGAUGAGAGGUGUGCAGAAGAUGAACGCCAGUACUGUUACAAGUGUCAUGCUGGGAACAUUUCAUGAUGAUCCUAAGACCAGGGAGGAGUUCCUUUCCCUCAUAACGAGGAAGUGAAAAUAUUUUACCUCUACUGAGAUCAGUGCUUUGAUUGGUGGUGUUCAUAGUUGAGAUAAGAUUUUUGUUGUAUUAAGCUUUGUGAGGCAGAUGAAAGGUGCUAGACACUGUGUACAUGUACAAUGAUGCCAUCUUUCGUGAAAGCCAUGAAGAGACGGUGAUUGUCAAGGACACUGAUUUGUUCACUCCCUCUCUCUCCUGUCAUCUGGUGCCCUUCUUUAAUAACAUUAAUAAGUUAUUCAGAGUCCUGAAAAUGUCAUAUUUAUGUAUUAUCGAUGUUAACUUAAAUAUAGAAUUUUUUGCAAAUAUUGUUCUUCAUCACAAAACAAGUCUAAACAUUGACAGGUUUGUCUCUCAGAUGAAAGGUGCUAAAUACUGUGUUAAUGUAAAAAUGUUUUUAAGAUAAAACUAAAUGUCACUCUAAGUUUUCUGUAUGUUGAUUUUUUUAAAAUAUAUAUUUCAUAAUACAGCAGAUGGUAUUGAAUGAAAGCAUGUGAUAUUAAGGCAUGCAAAAUAGUUUAACACUGUUUUGGGUGCAUGGUUCCCAAUAAUCUUGUUCAUUAUUGAAAUUACAUUUUAUAAAGACGACUAGAAGCAUGCACACUGUGAUAAACCAAGAACUGAUACCUUUAAUUCGAAAUAACCAAAUUAUGUAUUAGUACUGUAUACUAUACUAAUACUAACUGUGUGUUUUAUUACUUCUGACUGUCAGCAUAAAUACUCACCGGACUGACAAAUA